AUGUCCAGCAAAGACGCCAGCAAGGAACGCCCCACCAACGCAAAUGGCGUUCCUCUCUUCAAGUCAGAUGUUACCAAUCUCGAUGUCAAACUUGACAAGGAAAUCGUCUACGAGUUCGGUGGCCCGCUCGGUGUCACUGCUAUGAUGCUUGGAUUUCCCUCUUUGAUGGUGUACAUGACCGGUGCCUUGUUGCUUCAUGAAGGCCACUUUUAUUACCCUGACGCUCUCACUCUUGACGCGUUCAAGGAAUGGUUCUGGAGCGAGAUUGUUGGCAAGGUACUUCCUGCUGUCGCACCCACUCUCAAGGCUACCAAGAUCUACAUGGGCUAUGUUGUCUUUUCCUUUAUCCUUGCAUACAUUAUGCCUGGCCCUGUUGUGGAAGGUCUCCCUAUCCCCUCAUUGAAGGGCAAACGUUUGAAAUAUCUCUGCAAUGGCUUGUCGGCUUGGUAUCUUACAUUGGUUGUCUCGGCUGUUCUUCAUGUCACUGGUAUCUUCCGCCUUACCGAAAUUGUGGAUAACUUUGGCCCUAUCAUGAGCGUUGCUAUCAUUUGGGGAUUCACCAUGACAACUCUUGUCUAUAUCUGCAGCAUGAUCAAUGGUACUCAACAUCGCAUGUCGGGUAACUUUUUCUACGAUUACUUUAUGGGUGCAGUCUUGAACCCUCGUAUUGGCCCUGUGGAUCUUAAGAUGUGGGCUGAAAUUCGUGUGCCAUGGCCUGUUCUCUUUUACAUUUCCUUGUCGUGCCUCUUGAAACAAUAUGAGAUCCGUGGUGAAGUUACUGCUCCUCAAGCUUUCAUGGUGUUGGCCCACUUUUUGUAUGUCAAUGCUUGCCAAAAGGGUGAAGAGUGCAUUCCUACUUCCUGGGAUAUCUUUUACGAGAAGGAUGGUUUCAUGCUCAUCUUCUGGAACAUGGCUGGUGUGCCAUUCACUUACUGCUAUUCUUCCAUUUAUUUGAUGAACUAUGAGCUUUCUACUGGCACUGCUAUCACUCAUUCGCUUCCUUACACCAUCUUCUUGUACGCCCUCUUGCUCGGUGGCUACUAUGUCUUUGAUACUGGCAACUCGCAAAAGAACCGUUUCCGUAUGGAACAAAAUGGUUCGUUCAUGACUCGCAACGCUUUCCCUCAAUUGCCAUGGGGCCACAUCAAGAACCCUAGCUAUAUCAAGACCGAGCAUGGUAACCUUUUGUUGACUUCUGGUUGGUGGGGCAUUUGCCGUAAGCCUCAUUACACUGCUGAUUUGUGUAUGGCCAUCUCUUGGGGUUUGAUUACUGGUUUUGGUUCAUUCUUGCCCUACUUUUACUUUUGUUUCUUUGUUGUUGUCCUUGUCCAUCGUGUGUCUCGUGAUAUGGAGCGAUGUGCCAAAAAGUAUGGCAAGGAUUGGGAUCGCUAUUGUGAGCGUGUUCCUUACAUCUUUAUCCCCUACGUCUUUUAA
This is a messenger RNA of Lichtheimia ornata, 1434 nucleotides long. RefSeq lists its product as uncharacterized. Gene Ontology annotation, cellular component: endoplasmic reticulum membrane. Gene Ontology annotation, molecular function: Delta24(24-1) sterol reductase activity. Gene Ontology annotation, biological process: ergosterol biosynthetic process. The record is from RefSeq and is a predicted model, not a curated record. The coding region runs from base 1 to 1434 and encodes 477 amino acids. The transcript is spliced from 6 exons. NCBI's taxonomy places the organism in Eukaryota, Fungi, Mucoromycota, Mucoromycetes, Mucorales, Lichtheimiaceae.